Molecule: messenger RNA, 503 nt
Organism: Aspergillus fijiensis CBS 313.89
Lineage: Eukaryota; Fungi; Ascomycota; Eurotiomycetes; Eurotiales; Aspergillaceae
Exons: 1
Source: RefSeq, a predicted model, not a curated record
AUGCGUUUCGCUCCUCUUGCAGCGACCGUCGCGUCCCUGGGCGUGGCCAGUGCUGCGGCUAUCAAGCCCAAGGACACUGCUCUGCGGGCUCGCGAUACCUGCUCGGAUGUCGAGUUCACCGGCGAGGUCUUGCACCUCUCCUUGAACAUCAUCGAAUACCCUGUUGUGGUUGAUGUUCAGCUCGAGGAGGAUGCUAUCAUCACCGUUGACAACACCAUUCUCAUCGAGGCUACGAAUGCGCCCACUCACCUGCACACUACCGUGAUGGCUACUUCGACUUCUACUGUCACCAAGACGAUUUCCACGGCUACCAUUACUGCUGCUGCUGCUGCUGGCGAGGCCACUGCUGGCUCUGGCUCUGGCUCUUCUGGCUCUGGCUCUUCUGGCUCUGGCUCUUCUAACUCUGGCUCUUCUUCCGGCUCUGGAUCGUCUGGAGUUGUUGCUGGCUCUGGCUCCUCCAACUCCGGCUCCGGCUCUAGUGGCUCUUCUUCCGGCUCUGGAUC